AUGAACAGAUGGAGGUUUCCUUGUUGGAGGUUUGAACCUAAUGCCAUCUUCGGUGCAUUUUUCUGUUGCUCUUCCUACAGGAUCUUCUACGUCUCUCAUGAUUCCCAAGACCUGAAGAUCUUCAGCUAUAUCGCUCGAGAUGGUGCCAGCAAUACUUUCAGGUGUAACGUCUUUAAAUCCAAGAAGAAGAGCCAAGCUAUGCGAAUCGUGCGGACGGUCGGGCAGGCCUUCGAGGUCUGCCAUAAGCUGAGCCUCCAGCACACGCAGCAGAACGCAGACGGGCAGGAGGAUGGAGAGAGCGAGAAGAACAGCAGCUGCUCGGGGGACCCAGGCCGCCAGCUCCCUGGAGCCGAGAGGGCCUCCACGGCCACCGCGGAGGAGACGGACAUCGAUGCAGUGGAGGUCCCGCUCGCGGGGAAUGAUGUCUUGGAAUUCAGCCGAGGUGUGACAGACCUUGAUGCUGUCAGGAAGGAAGGAGGCUCCCACCCGGACCCCAAGGUCUCUCCCCACCCCCAGGAACCUGUGCUGGCGGCCUCGCCCAGGAUGCUCCUCCCCUCUUGCUCCUCGAAGCCCCCAGGCUGGGGCCCAGGGACGCCGCUGUCCAGCCAGCACCAGAUGCAGCUUCUGCAGCAGCUCCUCCAGCAGCAGCAGACGCAGACGCAAGUGGCUGUGGCCCAGUGGACCACGGCGUGUUUGAGAACUUAAACACGGCCCACGCUCCGAAGCUGCAGCCCAGCUGCUCCUUCCCCCACUUGUCCAGGCUGGCGACCCCCAGCUCUGCCGCC
This is a messenger RNA of Leptonychotes weddellii (Weddell seal), 785 nucleotides long. Lineage: Eukaryota; Metazoa; Chordata; Mammalia; Carnivora; Phocidae. The record is from RefSeq and is a predicted model, not a curated record.